AUGGCGUCCGCAGUAACAGACUUGGAAGCUGGCCUGCAGGCCAUGCUCAACUUGAAGCCCCCUGGUGUAUCUGGUUCUCGUAUUACUAGCCUCACGUCCCUCUGCGUGGCCAACAUUCAGUCCGAAUCCGUCCUCAUCCAGAAAAUUUACACACACUUCAAGAAAACUCCCGGAACACACAAACUGGGGGUCCUCUACGUAGUAGACUCUGUAACCCGCAAGUGGCUUGAGCAAGCAAAGGCUCAAGGCCAGCCAAUAAACAGCUCCGCCCAGGAUGGCACAUAUGCCGCUGGAGUUCACCGAGUGACGGAACUGAUGCCCGUGUUGAUGAAUGACAUUCUUCAGUCCGCCCCAGAAGACCAAAAGGAAAAGAUCAAAAAACUGCUUGACAUCUGGGAGAAGGGACAGACCUUUCCCACAGCCAUGAUAGAAUCAUUCAAGGAGAAGGUCAACGCUCCUUCACCACCUAGUACCCCUCCUGCCGGAUUAGCAGCAUCUGUCCAAAAUCAGGCACCGCCUAACGGUUCGUCUAUCCUGGAGGCAUUGGCUAACAUGGCUCGACAAAACACCACGGCCGCACCAAGCGGCCAAUCUAUCCCGGCUCCCGCCGCGUCGUAUAGCAUGCCUCCUGCUGCCACUAAUGCUCCCCCAGCCUCUGUUACUCCCCCCGGGCUAUCGCAGGCCCUUGCUUCAUCGAUCCCACAGCCUCAUCAAUCGUAUCCCCCGACUGCACAACCCGUAAAUGUGUCGUCUCUACCUUUCUCGUUGACGCAAAUGCUUGGUCAGAAUGCACCUCCAGCUACGAGUAACCCACCCAACCCAUAUGCAGCGGCUGCAGCGCCUCCCGCUCCUGGAGCCGGCGGCGCCGGUCUAGAUCCGAACGUACAGCAGCAGAUAAUGCUGAUCAAGGCCCUCGCCGACCAAGGCGUUCCCUUUGAUAAGAUUCCUGCUCUGAUCCAGAGCAUGACUGCUGCCACUGCCGGGGCUGGAGGAUUUCCUGGAGCACAGCCUCCCGCCCCUAUCCCUGCCGCCCAAGGCACCUUUCCACCAGCUCAACAGCCAUGGGGAGCAGCCGGUUCAGGCCCAGCACCAGAUCAGAGCUACCAGGACAGCGUAAGAUCUCCUAGAUAUCACGGCCGUUCACGUUCUAGAUCACCUGAGCGCGGCUGGGGUCCUCGCGGCUCCCCGCGCGGUGGACGUGACUAUGGACGUAACUCACCUCCCAAUAGAGGAGGACGUAUGGAUGAUCGAGAGCGGAAUGGCCGAGCAGGCAACGAUUACCGCCAGCGUAGCCCUCGCCGCCACGGGCGAAGCCCCUCUCCCCCCAAUGAUUUCCAGCAGGAAAAAUGGGUUGAAUUCGACCCGUCACUCCCAGCUGGCCACAUCAAAGUUCUAAGCCGUACCCUGUUUGUAGGCGGCGUUACAUGUUCCGAAGCCGAACUGCGUGGCAUUUUCAGCCGCUACGGCACUGUCCAGACUUGCAUUGUCAACAAGGACAAGCGCCAUGCAUUUGUGAAGAUGCUGACGCGCCAGGAUGCCGUCCGCGCAAAGGAUGGCAUGGAGGAUGCCAGAGGUCUUGAAUAUCCCCUUCGAACUCGAUGGGGCGUUGGCUUCGGUCCAAGAGACUGCAGCGACUACUCGACGGGAGUUAGUGUUAUUCCCAUCCACAAGCUUACCGACGCCGACCGAAAGUGGAUGCUUACCGCUCCCUACGGCGGAAGCGGCGGUCGGCCCAUUGAAACAGGCCUUUGCGUCGAAGAGCCGGAUAUUGAAAUCGGCGCUGGUGUUUCGUCAAAGGCCAUCAGCCGUCGUAUGCAGACGGACAAGGGCGGCAGCAACGGCCCCAAGUCCACGCGCCACCGCGAGGAUGAUGGAUCUCGCUGGCGACAUGGUCGUGAUGACGGCCACGGCCAAAUGGAACACGACAACGGACAACAGAAUAACAUGGCCGACUUCCCCUUUGGAAUCAGCACUCUGCCAAAUGGCAUGCCCAACUUUCCAUCGGGCUUUCGAUUUCCGGAUCCCAACACUGCUGGAAGGACCUGA
Trichoderma asperellum CBS 433.97 is the source of this 2046-nucleotide messenger RNA. NCBI's taxonomy places the organism in Eukaryota, Fungi, Ascomycota, Sordariomycetes, Hypocreales, Hypocreaceae. The record is from RefSeq and is a predicted model, not a curated record.